This is a messenger RNA of Penicillium canariense, 990 nucleotides long. Its product is annotated as PARP-type zinc finger-containing protein. The record is from RefSeq and is a predicted model, not a curated record. NCBI's taxonomy places the organism in Eukaryota, Fungi, Ascomycota, Eurotiomycetes, Eurotiales, Aspergillaceae. The transcript has 5 exons. The coding region runs from base 1 to 990 and encodes 329 amino acids. Gene Ontology annotation, molecular function: zinc ion binding; DNA binding.
AUGCCUUAUCGCUUCGAGGUUUCUCCUAACAACCGUGCUGGUUGUCAGAACAAGGAGUGCAAGGAUGAAAAAGUGAAGAUUAAAAAGGGUGAACUCCGUGUUGGCACCUGGGUCGAAAAUGACAGGUUCCAGUCCUACCUUUGGCGCCACUGGGGCUGCGUCACUCCACGCAUCAUCCAGAAUGUCAUCAAGGGUGUCUUCGAAAGUGAUGAGCUUUCUGGCGACGAGAACUUCGAACUCGUUGAUGGCUGGGAGGAAUUACCCGAGGACGAACAGAAGACCAUCCGCACGGCGCUUCUGCAGGGCCACGUUGAUGAUGAUGCCUGGAAGGGAGACAUUGAAAUGAACCGCCCUGGCCAGAACGGCUUCCGCGUUCCUGCCUCCAAGAAAAGUGCGAACGCCAAGGAAGAGGAUGGAACGAAGUCCCCUGCUCCCAAGAAGAGAACAGCUGCUGCGCGUAAGAAGAAUGGCACUGCUGAAGGUGAUCACGACGAAGAUGUAAAGGCUGCCAAGGAGGUGAAGAGUGUUGCUCGCGCUAAGAACAAGAAGUCCGCCGACGACGAGGAGGUCAAUGUUGACAGCAACGAGGACGAGAAAAAGCCUGUUAAGACCAAGACAAGUGCCCGUACCAAGAAGACCAUGACUAAGGAGGCUACUGAGGAGGCGUCUGAGACUCCCACCAAGGCCAACGCCAAAGCAAAGCGAGCUCCUCGUACUAAGGGCGAUGCCACCAAGGAUGCCGACAUCGAUGCUGAGCCAAAGCGACGUGGUCGUCCUCCCAAGUCUGCUGACACAGCUGAUAAAUCGACCAAGCUUGCUGCAAAGACAACCAAACGCAAGGCUCCUGCUGAAAACGAGCACGAGGACACCACCGCAAAGCCCAAGCGUGCCCGUGGCAAGGCUGCGAAGACCCAGAUUGAGACUGAGGAACAGGACGCUGCUCCCGCGAAGCUCGCGAAGCGUGUACGCAAGAAGGCUGCCCAGGCGUGA